Molecule: messenger RNA, 2371 nt
Organism: Salvia miltiorrhiza (redroot sage)
Lineage: Eukaryota; Viridiplantae; Streptophyta; Magnoliopsida; Lamiales; Lamiaceae
Product: pentatricopeptide repeat-containing protein At1g62930, chloroplastic-like
Exons: 3
Coding region: 396-2066 (556 amino acids)
Molecular function (GO): protein binding
Source: RefSeq, a predicted model, not a curated record
GAGAAAAAUGCGGGCAAUUUUGAUGGGGUAUGUAUGAAUGAGGCCGCAUAUUCACAUUCAUUCAUUAAUUUAGGUGUUGCCACAGUAUUUCGAUGAGUGUUCUACUCUAAUCGUCUUCAAUUUCAGAUAACACAUUACAGAUUCCAUUCUUUUCUCCUAGCCCACAUUCUCUGCUGACUUUUAUUGAAUCUUGAGAAAUGGGGAGGGUGUUUGUGGUGAGUCUUGAAGGGAAGAUCUACAGUUGCAAGUACUGUGGGACCCAUCUUGCUCUCAGUGAGGACAUCGUCUCCAAGACGCAACAGAACUUAUAUCGUACAUAUUUCUAAUUCAACAAGGUAUGCGGCACAGCUUAUUGAAUCUAGAAAUAUGUUGUAAUCCGUGAAUAGAAGAAAGAUAUGAUGCGAAAGAUCCUUGAUUCAUCAAUCCAACGGCUUCAUAGAGGAUUUGCGGCUAAAUCCACAGCGUCCCGUGAUCUCGAUGGGGAAAAGAUGCAAUUUACACGCACACCCACGAUUGAUUUCAGCUGCAUACGCUGCGCAGAUGAUGCCGUUCGUUUGUUUCGCGAAAUGAUUGCAUUGUCGCCGCAGCCUUCCAUCCCUGCAUACAACAAGCUGUUGAGUAUUACGGUCAAAUUGGGGGAAUACCGAGUUGCCUUCUACAUGUUCGACAAAAUGCGCCGAUGGGGCUCCCAAUUAAAUUUGUGCUCGAUGGGUAUCGCAAUCAAUUGCUGCUGCGUUCUACAUCGCGUAGACUUAGGGUUUGCGAUUUUGGGCAGCUUGUUCAAGCUCGGUUGCGCACCGAAUCUCACGAUCUUCAGCACUCUUUUGAAAGGGCUGGUUUUAGUUGGCAAGAUUGGUGAGGCAGAAGCGUUGUUCAGAAAGAUUCUGGCUUUUAAACUGUGCAAUCCCAACGAUGUUAUGAUUCUAACCGUGAUGAACGGGCUGUGCAAGAACGGGCAAAGUCGAACUGCCCGUGAUCUUCUUCAGGUAAUGGAGAAAACUAGCCUUAAGCCUAAUGUCAAAGCUUAUAGUGCCGUGGUUGAUGGUUUGUGCAAGAAUUCAAACGUUGAUGAUGCUAUGUUGCUUGUUUCUGAAAUGAUUAAAAAGGGCGUUUCGCCCAACAUUAUCACGUAUAACUCGAUUAUUAAGGGCUUGUGCAACUUAGGUAGAUGGGAUGAGGUGAAAUACUUGUUAUUAGUUGAAAUGGUAGAUCGUAAAGUGCCUUUGAUCACUUUUAAUACAUUGGUCGAUGUGUUGUGCAAGAAGGGGAAGUUGGAUGAGGCUGAGGAUAUUUUGCAACUUAUGGUAAGAAUAUAUGUUGGUCCUGAUAUAUUCACAUACACUUCUCUGAUAUGUGGAUAUUGCUCGAGGGGGAGAGUGGAAAAGGCGAAAGAAGCAUUCGACUCCAUAGCUAAGAAGGGUUUUAGGCAUAACAUCAUGAGUUAUACCAAUAUGAUAAAUGGAUAUUGCAAGAUCAGGGAUGUGGAUGAAGCCCGGCUUCUCUUUGAUGAGAUUCCGAAGAUUGGGUUGAAGCAUAAAUCCGUUUCUUAUAACAUCAUGAUACAUGGGUAUUUCGGUGCAGAUAGAUUUGAUGAUGGGUGGAGGCUUUUCAACGAGAUGGAAGCUUCACAAGUACGUCCUGAUUUGCAUACUUAUAACAUCUUGAUGGAAGGUUUAUGUCGAAAUCUGCAAGUUACUGAUGCAAUCCAAAUUCUGAGAGUGAUGAAGGAGAAAGGAGUUGGUUGUGAUAUAGUGACUUAUAAUAUCCUCAUGAAUGGUCUGUGCAAGGCUGGAGAAUUUGAUGCUGCGCGGAAUCUUCUAGACCUAAUCCCAUCUGAGGGCUUGCAACUCAAUGUUCCAAUAUAUACCACUAUUAUUGGCUCUUUUUACCAAGAAGGGCGUGAUGAGGAGGGAAAGUCUCUGCUUCUCGAAAUGGAGAAGAAGGGUAUCCCGCCUAAUUAUGUGACCUACAACAGUAUCACCUCGAGUUUAAUGAAGAGAAACGAGCUUCGCAAGGCAAUGCCAUUCUUCGAGGAAAUGUGCAAGAGAGGAUUCUCGGCCUCCUGAGGUACUUUAUCCAUCCUAUUGGAUAAACUGCAAGGAGAAGAUGUUGAUGAUAGUCUCUUAGAAACGAUUAAGAAAGUUAUGCCACAAUUGACAAAUGUAUGACUCCUCUGUUUUUGCUUAGGUUGGUAAUUGUUUGUUUGUUAGAAUUAGUUAUUGGAGUAGAGUUUCAUGUGAUUCUCAUGAAACUAAGAGGUGUAAAGUUAGCAUUUGUAAUUUACAUCUCCAUGUAAAUUACAUCUUGGCGUGUAAUUUAUGAUGGAGUUUAUAAAUGAAAUCUCCAAAGAAGGUCAGAAACUUAUGCUUAA